Lactuca sativa (garden lettuce) is the source of this 1536-nucleotide messenger RNA. RefSeq names its product putative disease resistance protein At3g14460. Lineage: Eukaryota; Viridiplantae; Streptophyta; Magnoliopsida; Asterales; Asteraceae. The record is from RefSeq and is a predicted model, not a curated record.
AUGCAUGACCUGAUAAACGACUUGGCCACAAGUGUUGCAAGAGAUUUUUUCUAUAGAUUGGAUGGUGAGAUGAAUGUAUCCAAAAGGAAUGAAAAUUUUGAGAAGUUUCGUCACUUUUCACUAAUAGGUCCGCAAUUUGGAUCAUAUGAAAAUUUUAAUGAAUUACAAAGAGCUAAACGCUUGCGAACGUUCUUACCAUUGCCAGGUGGUUGGUUAGACAGUGGCCAUGUUGAAUUACUUCACAAACUACAGUUCCUAAGGGUGCUAAGACUAAUUCGAAUCACAGAGGUGCCACAAUCGAUUGGUAGUCUCAAGCAUCUUCGCUUACCAGUAAGUUUUGGAAAGUUAAUAAACCUGCAACAUCUUGACAUCAGUGAUACUCCGAAAUUGAACAAGAUGCCCUUAGGUAUUGGUGGGUUGACAAGUCUACAAACUCUACCCAAGGUCACUGUUAAAGAAGCUAACGGGCUCAAAAUAUCCGAUCUUAAGGAAUUAUCGGAUCUUCAAGGUCGGCUUUCCAUUAUUGGGCUGGAGAAAGUGAUAGAUCCAAUACAAGCAAAGGAUGCCAAGUUAUAUCAAAAGAAGGGUCUUGAAGUUUUGGAGAUGGAAUGGAGUGAUAAUGUGUUUGAUGAUUCUCGGGAUGAGACGAUUGAAUAUGAAGUACUUGAAGAACUAAGGCCUCCUCCUAAGUUAAAAAUCCUCAAGAUUUUGAAUAACAUAGGAACAAGAUUUCCUAGUUGGGUCGGGGAUCCCACGUUUGAUCACUUAACAGAGCUUACAUUAUCUGGGUGUAGAAGUACACAUAUAAGAGUUGGACAUCUGAAGUCUCUUAAGAAAUUGGUUGUUGAAAGCAUGAAUGAGGUGAAGACUGUGGGUUUUGAAUUACUUGCACCUACCAAUUCAAAUCUUGGGAUUGCAUUUCCAUCACUUGAAGUUCUGAAGUUUUAUGAUAUGCAAGGUUGGCAGAGAUGGUCAAUUAAUAGUGGCAAUAAACAUGGAACUCCUAGUUCUUUUCCUCGUCUUCAUGAGAUCUCUUUAAUAAGUUGUCCACAACUAUCUCAAGUGUCAAUCGGAUUGAUACCUUCACUUCGGUUUUUACGUAUAGAAGAAUGUUCCGAAGCGGUGUUAAGAAACAUGGUUGGUUUGUCCUCGUCACUUGUGGAACUAAAAAUGGUGAAUGUUAUAGGAUUUACUCAACUACAUGGAGAAGAUUUAAUGUAUCUUGGGGAAGUUAAACAUCUAUUUAUUUAUAGAUGUGACGAAUUGAGAUACUUAUGGGAACGAGAAUCCGAAGCAUGCAGAAGUCUUGUGAGUUUACAGAUCUUGGAAGUACGAGAUUGUAAAAAGUUGGUUUCUGUUGCAGUAAAGAUCAAUUGUUUGUUUAAUUCUCAAGUAAAGCCACAAGUUUUACAAAUAAACGGCUUCAAAAUGUUAUUCCAUCAGCAAGCCUUAUUACAUAGAUUAUUUGCAUAUAUAUACAUAUACAGAGAUGGCAGUUAUAAGAAGUUACAAACUGCCAAACAUAAUAGUAACUAA